ACGUCGGGGGCCGCCGCCGCCGCAGCCAUGCUGCCCGGGGUGGGCGUGUUCGGCACCAGCCUGACCGCCCGGGUCAUCAUCCCGCUGCUGAAGGACGAGGGCUUCGCCGUCAAGGCGCUGUGGGGCCGCACGCCCGAGGAGGCGGAGGAGCUGGCCAAGGAGAUGAGCGUCCCCUUCUACACCAGCCGCAUCGACGAGGUCCUCCUCCACCAGGACGUGGACCUCGUCUGCAUCAACCUGCCGCCGCCCCUGACCAAGCAGAUCGCCGUCAAGACGCUCG
Messenger RNA from Gekko japonicus, 280 nucleotides. RefSeq names its product glucose-fructose oxidoreductase domain-containing protein 1-like. The transcript has a single exon. The record is from RefSeq and is a predicted model, not a curated record. Lineage: Eukaryota; Metazoa; Chordata; Lepidosauria; Squamata; Gekkonidae. The annotation marks the transcript as partial. Gene Ontology annotation, molecular function: nucleotide binding.